Molecule: messenger RNA, 9151 nt
Organism: Carcharodon carcharias (great white shark)
Lineage: Eukaryota; Metazoa; Chordata; Chondrichthyes; Lamniformes; Lamnidae
Gene: slc45a3
Product: solute carrier family 45 member 3
Exons: 6
Coding region: 640-2352 (570 amino acids)
Biological process (GO): transmembrane transport
Cellular component (GO): membrane
Molecular function (GO): sucrose:proton symporter activity
Source: RefSeq, a predicted model, not a curated record
CGUGCAGGCAGGCUCAAUUUCAUGCAGGAGUUUCAGCAGGAGAGGAAUGUGGGCCUUGUUACUGUAAACCAGUUUAGAGGUUUGAAGUGGAUGUGUUUGAUAGAUAAGGACUUGUCUUUCAGAGGUGAGAGAAAAUACCUCUUCAAGCACCUGCUGCCUAAUGGUGCUGAUUUACUGAAAGUGAAGGUGAUCUGGUCCGGGGAAAGCUGGUACUGUUUGACUUGCCUGAGUGGAUAUGUGCAAGACAAGCUUGGUGGGCCUUGCCUGGUGCCAGCUACAGUGAAUGCCUAUUGAUAUCCCUGAAUCUCUACCCAUGCACCACGAGAAACUCGAUACGUAGCCGACCCUGCCCCAAUAAGAGUUGCUGCCAUUAAUGCUUUCUCUACCUUGAGCUUGGGGGAAAUAAACGUCUUUUUCGCUAGAAACAUGGUCGGCUUAUGUCGGCAACUUGGCAAUGACCAAUUCUGGAUUCUCGGUGCUUGAACAUGGAACAGUUUCACAUAAGAGCAAUGUUGAGAAGAACUCUCCACAUUUGUGGUGUUAGAAACUGCGAAAGCUGCAGAACAUUUGUCAAGUGGGGUGAAAGAAUUCUAGAUCUCGUCAGAGACAGAGUGCGGAAUUAGAGAACGUAGAGUCACGAUGGAGAAACCCCAAUCCAAUAUGUUUUUCCACAAACGAAGGUCCCAGUUGUUGCUGCUGAACUCACUGACAUGUGGCCUGGAAAUCUGUGUGGCAGCUGGAAUUACCUUUGUUCCCCCACUGCUGCUGGAAGCUGGGGUGCAGGAGAAAUAUAUGACUAUGGUUUUGGGCAUUGGGCCGGUCCUAGGACUUGUAUUUGUUCCGAUGAUCGGUUCAGCAAGUGACCACUGGACAAGUCGAUAUGGCCGCCGUCGUCCCUUCAUUUGGGCGCUCUGCCUUGGAGUCCUCCUGAGUCUUUUUGUCAUUCCUCAUGCCAGCAAGAUGGCCACUUUCUUCAACCUGAAAGACUACCCGGUCGAUGUGAUCUUUCUUAUCAUUGGGAUCUGCAUGUUGGACUUCUGUGGCCAAGUCUGUUUCACUCCCCUCGAGGCCUUGCUGUCUGACUUGUUCCAUGAUGCUGAAGAUUGCAGGCAAGCUUUCUCCAUGUAUUCCUUCAUGAUCAGCCUCGGGGGUUGCAUUGGCUACCUCUUGACAGCAGUUGACUGGAAAAGGACCUUUCUGUCCAGUUACCUUGGUGAGCAGGAAGAUUGUCUCUUCACACUUCUGGCUGCCAUAUUUAUUGUGUGUGUUCUCGCUACCUUCUUUGUAUCUGAGGAAAACUGUAGUAAUAUGGAUGGACUUGUCGACAUCUCACCAAAGGAAGUCAUUAAGCCUCUGGCAAGGUACUGUUGUUGCUCCACGAGUAUGCUUUGGCGCGCGAGGCACUAUCUUCUAGUACUGAAGAACUGUUGCACUUUGAUCCCCAAACUCUACCACCUGUACUGUCGCAUUCCCAAGGUGAUCCGUCAGUUGGUUGUGGCCGAGUUCUACAGCUGGAUGGCCCUCAUGACGUUCAUGAUGUUCUACACAGACUUUGUGGGGGAGGGGCUCUACCACGGUGUCCCUAAUGCAGAUCCUGGGAGUGAAGCCAGGCUACGCUAUGAUGAAGGUGUUCGAAUGGGCAGUAUGGGUCUUUUCCUGCAGUGCGCAUUCUCAAUCUUUUGCUCAGCAAUAAUGGACAAACUGGUGAAGGGGUUUGGAACCAAAGCAGUAUACCUCGCCAGCAUAGCAUUUUUUACCUUUUCUGCCAUCAUUAUGUGCCUUUCGAAGAGUGUGGUUCUGGUGACAGCGAUGUCUGCACUAACGGGGUUUACAUAUUCAACUCUACAAAUCCUACCCUACACGCUGAACUCCCUUUAUCAUAAGGAAAAACAGGUAUAUUUUUGCAAACACAAGUUUACUGAACGCGAAGAUGGCAGUUGCCAGAUUGAGAAAAAGGCAUCUUUGCAAAACGGAAUCUUGAAUCAUAAGUCAUAUAAUCAAAAUGGGAAUUUAAUUACAUCUGCCCCUCUACUGUCUUCCAAAGGCCCACUGCCAGAAAGAAGCAGCAUCUCUCAGAGCCGUAGCUCUCAGUGUGAGAUUGUUGUGGCUGCUGGGUCUACUGACAGUGAACAAUCAACUAUGGGGAGGGGGAUUUGCCUUGACCUAGCUAUUCUGGACAGUGCCUUCCUUCUUUCUCAGGUCAUUCCCUCGCUACUCAUGGGAACAAUUGUACAGUUUACACAGACAGUAACUGCUUACAUGAUCUCUGCGGCCUUCUUUGGGACGGUGGCUAUUUAUUUUGCAACCAAAAUAGUUUUUGAUAAAAAUGAUUUAGAAAAGUAUUUAGUGUGAUGUAAUGAAGGGAUGAUGCUCUUUCUACUAUGGGGUAGUGUAACAGUUGGAGGUGAGUGAUAUUGAGUUUUACCACAAUAUUAUAAGCACAACAAUUGUCAACCAAGACCAGAAUGUAGAGUUAAAGAAACUUAUACAGCUACCUGGAGAGAUAAUUGGGUCAUUGAUUUUCUUAUUGCUUUAUAACUCUCAGAUCUGAUUGUGAAUCUACUCCACUGAUUGGAGACUGCACAGCUUCCAUUUAGUGUUGAUGUACAAACAUCUGUUGCUUAUCAAGUUCUGUCACUAUUCCAAUUUCUAAUUGAAUCCAUUCAUACACCUCAAAAUUUCAGAACUAUUUCACAUUAUCCUAAUUUGGAUUUUAAAGCCUUUUAAAUGCUAGCCUGCAUUGUUUACACAAGGACUUGUGUGUAUCUGUUCCUUAAUGUGUCUUUCAAAAAUAGGUUCCUUAUCUAGCCCCUAUGUAAGAUUUGAAUCUAUAACCCUUUUAAAAAGAAAAUACCAAAGCUCAUAUUUCUGAAAGUAUAAUUCUGCAACCAUUUCAGCAAGAUGGAAGAAGAGAAAAGCUUUUGGAUUCCCCUAAACAAACUCCUUCACUGCAUAUCACCAAAUCGCCAGGCAUAGUCUAGUUCCACGCUGUGUGGAUCACAAAGGUAAGGGAGGCUAUUUGGUCAAUGUGGCCCAUUCUCCCAUGGAAGUCUACAGCUGUUCUCCCCCCCCCCCCACACUCCAUGGCAGUGUGUAACUUGGCCAAGUGCAAUAAUAAUGCCACCUGGCAUCUUCAAAGACCUGCAUUGGGAACCGGUCCAAAUGAAUGUAGUAGUAGAAGUGGUGUAUCCAAAUGUUUUCUAAAAUAUCUGGUAUUGGAUUUUUAUGAGUGGGCGGGGGUGACAAUGUUAUUUUUAUGGGCCCGUAUUUUUAAGCCCUUUUAAGUCUGCACCAUAACCUACUGGUGAACUUUCACAAGCUUUUGUGCUCAGCCUGCUUGCUGAGGAAGAGCUUUUGUUUGCACUUGCAAUGGCAAGGAAGCUUUUAAAAAAAUUUUAACAAUAUUCAAUGGUGUAACAUGUCCCCAUGCCAACAGGGAACUCGGGUAUUAUUCUCCAGUGACUCUCCGAUAUGUCGUCUAACAUCUGCUUACAAGGAAAAAGGAAAAUAAAGGGGAAAACCCCAGGCUCCUGUCACACACCUCUGUAAACUUUGGACCGAGCAACAGAACUGAAGGAGGCUGAAACAUGAGACUUAGGUCAUCUCGCCGAGUGAGUUGGAAAGAGCAAGGAGACUGGAGAAAAUAUCAUCUUCCUUUUUCUUCAGAUUCCUUCCUCUUCCCGAGGAUGGGGUGCAAUGUUACACAGUUGCUUUCUCUGUAAACAGUGGCAUUUUUUGCGCCUAGGUUUCACUCCUAACUGUGGGAUUAUACUCAAGUAAGGCCCCAGUCUUUUCGCCGAGGUCACUGACCACAAGCCCUGUCCAUCAGCAGAGUGCCCUGGAUGUGUGACACAUCUUGCUGGAGUCCGCCUUCAGAGCCGUUGUCCUCUUGCUAGGAUCCUCUGUCUCUUCCAUCAUUUCAAACUUAGCAGGGGGUGACGUUCCCAUUCGACACCAGACGAAGCCGAUGAUGCCCUCACUUAGUUUAGCUCAUCAGCUGAGGUGAGGUAGCAGGGUAGGCCUGCUGCUAUGCAUUACCAGCUGCUUGGAGAAGUAGGUGAGAGCUAAAGACACUAAGACACACAAAUGGACCUUACCCACAUUCAAAACUGGAGUGUGCGGCUGGCAAUGACCCGGGUACUAGGCCUGUCACAGAAUUCUCCUAUAUGCUCAUUGGGAGAGAAAAGGUUUUGAUUGCAAAUACAACAUGGCUUUGUCUCGUCCAUUUGUCUCAACCCCAAUUGUACUUUCUAAAUGGAGGGAAAACAAUUCAGAAAGAAAAAUCAGAUGAAAGUUGACGAACAACCAGUAUUGAUUAUGGUGCAAGUGUUCUGUUGAUGUGCCAAACGCCUGACUGUUUAGUCAUUAACCCCAUAAUCAUCACGCCAUGCCCUACUGUUCUGGACUCGAUUCCAGUCUCAGCAGGGAUUCAUCACCAGUAACAUGUGCCUUGUUUCUACCAUUUCUUCAGCUCUUUAAAUGCUAACCAUGGGUAGCAGCCUUGUUGCACUCCAGUACAUAGUUUGAUUGUGGCACAUUGUAAGGUUUGAAAUGCCCAGUGCACUGUCUUGUAAACGGGGUCAUGCAUUUUUGGAAAGCCUAGGAAGUUUAGUAUUAAUUGCAGCAAUCCACUUUUUUUGUUGAUUUCAGAUCAUUCGUAGAGGACCUUGUUGUAGACGAGUAUCUCACUCCUGUGCUGAUGCUCCAAAAAGUUUCAAAACACAGUAUACAUUUCAGACAGGAAUGCUCUCAAGCUAUCAAUUUUGUACAUCUGGUACUUUUUUUUUAAAUUCCAUUUUUAUUGUAACUGCCCCUCUUUAUAGCCUCUGAGGGCUUGUACUCCAGGGACUGUAGUUCACCAUAUGGAACCGCAGUAAUACCGUUGCUCUAGCCCAAAUUUGGCAAUUCAAUAGUAGCAGAAGCAGGCAUUUUUAAACAUGACAUCUCCUAGUCCAUGGUGUCAUGUCGCACCUGACUGCUUUCACCUCUAUUGAUGGGCCUUCUUACCAGUCACUUCUGUCAUGUCACCAAGACUCCAAUCUACCUUCUUUACCGAGCCAAUAAAUCACUGGAUAAGUUGCUCCACCAAGCUGGUAGGCCAUCCUUGCGGACUCUGCUGGUUCGUGCAACCCUAUGAUCUCCCAGUAAGUGGGUCUUCUGUUCUGGGAGGUGGGAGGAUGGUUAAGAUGCCUUGGCGACUUUGAAAAAGUGAAACAAAGUAAAUUUCCUUUUUUGUUCAGGUGCAAAUACAGUCCUUUGACAACUUAAGUGCUUCAGCUGAACUUGGGUGUGAGAAAAGAAGUUCCUUUCUAUUUCAGGCCUCCAACCUGUUGUCGUUGGUAAAUUAUCCAAGGGAGUAACAUAGUUCAUCCAAUGGCUUGGCCAUUUGUUGUUCUGCUGCAAGAUGGUUAAUAUUGAAAAGUGUCCUCAGUCUGUGUUUCAGGAUGUUAUUAAUCCAUAAAUAAUGUACACAUCUGUGUUAGUAUUUUAGUGUCUGUAUCACUCACCUCUAGCUGUCUUUAGAUCUCGAAAUUGAUUGCUAAAUUAUAGAUAUGUAUAAUUCAUCUGGGGAAAAAGGUAUAUUAUUUUUGGUAGAAUUAAUAAUUUUGCCUAAAAAAAAAAAUCUAUUUUUGUUAAAAUUGCUGACCUUGCAACUGUUUUUAAAAAGUCUAUGAAUACUGUAUUUAUACUGUAGAGAUAUUUUGUACAGUGACAAUUUAUAUCCCAUAUAUAAAGGAACAGGGGUCUACAGGAAUAUGGAAGCUGCUGUAUUUUUCUCCGUUGAGGUCCAGGCAGUGAUCCAACGUUGCUUUUGGCAACAAUGUCUUCACUCAGAUCAUGACUGAACAAAGGCCUUGUAGAAGAAUCAGAUCCACGGAUGUUUACAGCACAGAAGGAGGCCACUCAGCCCAUUGUGCCUGUGUCGGAUCUUUGCUGGACCAAUCCAAAACCAAUCCCACUUCCCAGCUGUGUACCCGUAGAUUCGCAUCUUCCUCUGCAUUGAAUAAUUAAUUGAUUUUUUCCUUAAAUGGUGCAAUGGUUUUUGCCUCAACCACUCCCUGUGGCAAGGCAUUCUGUGCUCCAUCAUAAUCUUCCUGUAUUCUGUCUAUCAGAACUCCUAAUAAAUCUCCUCUUACCCUUCUCUGCUCCAUUGGAAAUAACUUCACUAUCUCAAGUCUCUUCUCAGAACAUGAAAUUCUCAUCGCUGACUUUAAACCGCUCCCCCUCCCUGAUGCUGGCUACACAUCCAUCAAACCAGUACACCCAUUGCGUUAAAUUAUAUAAGUGUAUAUAAAUAAGUUGUGUGCUCUCCCAGUGCUGGCGUUAUUAAUGUUGCAUGACUCCAGAAUAUCUGACGAGAGCAAAAAUUGUUGCACCCAAUUAUGGGACCAAUUAAAGGUGAGGCAGAGCUCGGGAAUGGCAGAAGCCAUUCAAACCACUGCAGUCUUCACAAUCGUGCUUUCAGCAGCUUCACAAAUUUGAUGCGAAGCUAUAACAAAAAGUGUUCUGUUCAACAUAGUUUGAUUAUCCUGGCAUCUCAUUUUCUCUUUUCUCUCAUUCCAUAGACAUUUGUGCUAACUGUUGGCCAAUCCAGCUAGGCUCUUGAGUAUAUUGUCUUUUGUAGUUGCUAGCCCCUCUCUUUCUAUUCUUCACUCACCCACCCUGCCCGCAGCCCAUAAAGUAUGUGACUAGAGUGCCAAUGAAUAUAUUUCAGGCUGACUGAUUUGAUGAGCUCAACAGAAGGGAAAGGUAGCAUUUUAGAUACGUUAUUGACUAGUAAUCCAGAGGCCAGUAUGAAUCAUCUGGAGAUAACGAGUUCAAAUCCCUUUACAACUCCGUUAAUUAAAUAAACCUGGAAUAAAAAUCUAAUAUCAGCAAUGGUGACCAUGUAACUAUGUAUCAGAUUGUUGCAAAAGCCCAUCUGGUUCACUAAUGUCCCUUAGGGAAGGAAAUUUGCCACCCUUACCGGAUCUGACCUAUACGUGGUUGAAUCUUAACUGCUCUCCAAAAUGGCCCAGUAGCCCAUUCAGCUGUAUCAAACUGCCAUGAGUGAGUAUAAUCAGAAUAAAACAGCACUCUGUGGAUCCCUUUACCCCCACAGGCUGCAGAGGUUCACGAAGGCAGCUCACCACCACCUUCUCAAGGGCAAUUAGGGAUGGGCAACAAUGCUGGUCUUUCCAGCGACCCUUGCAUCUCAUAAAUGAGUUAAAAAGAAAAGGUACUUGGAACAGCGACCCGGUUCUUUACAGGAGAAGAACCAUUUCCUCUUCCUGCCUGUUGGAGAAUGCAAAGGAAUCUCAACAGCAUCAACUCAUUGCGUUUUUAUUUUGCUGGUGUUCAGCCCAAUCCCUCCCCCUUUCCCUCAAGACAUACCUCACACUGGUUCUCUGUGCAAUGGUCACCCUCUGGUACCUCAUACAAGUGGCUAUUCUUCAUCUGACCAUAGCCCACAGUGGCCCGUAGCAAGGAAACCACUUCUAGCAAAGAUCAAUUAACUAUCUGUGGCCUUUAAAGUAUGUGUAACCAAUAAAUAUACAUUCCAUUCUUUCCAGUUUGAAGUUCUCAAAUCCUGGCUUAAAUUUUACUACAGACAUUUGAGCUUCAGCUUAAGGGGAAAUUUCUUGUAAUACUCUAUGUUCUAUGUAGGCAAAUGCCAAGUACAGGUUAGCACACUUGUAAAACUAUCAGAGCUGUUGGGAUUUCACCUUGAUUUAACCAGGUUGAUGGUAAUUUUUUUAAAUAACAUAUAUGGGGCUUGGGGAUAUUAUGGAGUCUUUUGGAGAAAGGUUGGCUGCAGCAGGGGGGAGUGGGCAUGAGAGAGAUGGAGCGUUCAGAUUGGAGGCAAUGUUGUGAAGGUGGGGGGGAUGAUGGAGGUGGACCAUCAGGCUCGAUGCAAAGUUUUGGGCCUCAGCAGGUGCUAAAAAUGAAGCAUUCGAGAAAGGGAAAGGAAUGGUGCCAGGGAGCAGAGGUCAGGUACAGAGGGCAUGAUCGAAGAUUAACAAAGAGUUGGGGAGGGUGAGGAUUGAGUGGUGUUGAGGGUGGAGCUAUUAUCCAGGCAGUCAAAAAUGAAUUAACAUUUUAUUUUCUCAGCAACUUUAUUCGGUGGUGGUGUUUCUGAUUAGCAAGGGUCAGUUAACAGCAUUAAUGGCCCAUUAGUGCAUUCAUACAGUAUUACAGAGACAAAUUAUAAAAUAAUAUAUACCAUAGAUCUAUAGCUUGCUUAAAAUUUAAUACAAGAUUAGACACAUAUAAAUCAGAGGGUUAUGUUCACAAGGUUUCUUGCUAGUUCAACUGCAAUUAAUAUAUUUUAAUAUUUAUUCAAUGAGUUCAGGUACAAGCUGAGGUAUAUAAUGACACUCAAAAUGUUAAGAUUAGGAGUAUUCUGAGUAUCCUGUUAUUUUGAUCUUGCCUUUAAAGCUAAUGAUAUGAGCUUUGAUAGAUUCAAACAUCUGAAUUUUAAGCUUAUAGAAAUUUUUUUUUAGAAAUGUUGAAAUGUAGUUUUAUUUUCCUGUGAUUAGAUAGGAUUUAAAAUUAGUCUUUAAAUGGCUAAAGAAACUGGAUAUGUGAAUGUAUUCUUGAAGCUUUCAACAUUACUCAUUUUCUAACAAAAGACCUCGAACUGUGUUGAAAAGCUAGGUUCACCAUUUAGUUGUUUGACUAGGGUGAAGUAAUAACUAAUUUUGGGUAUUCUGUCUUGAUGCUUGAUCAGUAAUUAUUUUGAUAUCUGGUUUCUCCCAUACUAUUCCAAAUGAGAAAUAAGAAGAGUUGUGUAAUGCAAAUCUCACUAUCUCCCUUUCUUGCUUUUAUAAUCUCACUAUCUUCUCCCUCGUUUUCGCUUACUCCAUCCACACCCCGCAUUAUCACUGCAGCUAAGAUCAGAAGCUCCAUGGUCUGGAGCAGUGAAACCCAUAUCCCUCCACACCCUGAUAUCAUCUGUUAGUGCUCCAGUAUUUCAAAUGCUUCAUUACUUUGUUGGUCACAAAAGUAUGUCUUUUUAGGAAGAGAGUGUGGUAUUGAGUGGUACAAACAAUAUACAUGCAGCAUGUCAAAAUUUAUGUUCUUCACUGUAAUAGAACAGCAAGUGUUAAUAUAUCUCUCACAUCUUGUGUAAUUUGCCCAUUGCAAUAAAUAUACUUGUACCCUGCUGAAA